Prorocentrum cordatum is the source of this 564-nucleotide messenger RNA. The record is from the annotation of a GenBank genome assembly. NCBI's taxonomy places the organism in Eukaryota, Dinophyceae, Prorocentrales, Prorocentraceae.
CCGCUUUGGCCCAGGACCCCGGCCCCACCGCCCCGCCCGCGCAGCAGCCGGGGAGAGGCGCGCAUGUCCGCCGCCCGCGUCGCCUUCGCGCGCGCCGCGGGGGCCGCCGGGCGCCUCCGCGGAGGCCUGGCCGUGGAGGGGGCGGCCGCCGGCCGCGAGCCGCCCAGCUCCGUGGCGUCGGGCGCGGGGCGCUUCUCGGCCUUCCUGGGGGGCGGCCACGCGCUCCGCGCGCAGGGCCACGAGCCGGCCAGGACAGAGCUGCCUGCAGUCCCUGCUGGAGGAGCUCGCCUGCGCCACGUACGCGCCCGUCACCCAGGCGGGGCGGCUCCUGGUCGCCAGCCCUCCCUGCGAGCUGGGGCGCCGGCCCAGGCUGCAGAGGUUCGCCGACAGGGACGCGCCCUAGGCGAACGUGCAGUGCCGGGGCGGUGCACCUGCGACUGCCGGUUGCGCGCCGUGGCGCGCCUCGCCGCGGCCAGGGCGAGGGCCGCGCGGCUCUCGGCGCCGGCCGGCCGGCGUCCGCCGCGCGGUGCGGCAGCGCGGUGCCGCGCGCAAGGGCGCGAGUGA